AUGUUAGUCUCUCUAUUAAUAGGAAUACUUUGUUUAUUUCCUCCAUCAGGCGUCGCAACGGCCCUCGCGCCCGGAAAUGUCGCUCUACGAACUCGAAAUGCUCCCGGAACGACUGAUGGGGACACUAUCAGUACACUGGGGCGUGCUCUUCAUAAGGCAACGCUGCAGUCUCGCAAUAAUGUUUACUCAAUGAACAGAACUUCUCUCGCCAAAAGCUGGAACGGUGCCACUCUGUUUAUCUUCAGUGAAAGCACCGAGACUGCAGCAAUAGAAAUCACAUGCUCUACCUGUUACGUGAAUGGCUCGGUUAACGGUGACUUGAGCCUUACAGGGGGUUUCAACUUCACUGAAACCAUUGAUGAGAUUGGAGAUGAUAUCUUGAAUGUCACAGACACAGCGAUUCAUCAGCUGGAAGAUUAUGUCGAAACAGCCGCCAAAGAUAUCGCAGAAGAUAUUGCCACUCUCAAAAUUGAAGCUAUUCCAUCUUGGCCAACCCUCGAUCUAGACUUGAAUUUGGAUAACCUGACUGCUCUCCCAGGCGCUCAGAUCCACUUUGAGUUUGACAACUUGGAGUUGUAUCUAGAUCUUGACAUAAAACUAUCAGCAGGGGCCACCUAUACGCUCAACUUAUUUACGUCUGAAACUGCUGCUGGAUUCUCAGUCCCAGGACUUGAUGUAGGAGCAGUCAUUAGCGUGGACUUGAUCCUCAUCGCUGAUCCUGAGAUCGAUAUUGGAAGCGGCAUUCAUAUCAAACUUGAAGAUGGGCUUGGAUUUGACUUGGAGAUGUUCAGUUCGAACGUUUCGAGUAUUUCUGUCCCGGGUGGUAUUUACGAGUUUCUGCCGGUCACCAUUACCGGCGAAGGCUCUAUACAAGCCCUUCUAAGCCUGAAGGCGAGUCUGGGUGUAAAUAUACAAACCAAGAGCCUGGAUGCAUUUAGCUUCAGUGCAGGUGUCGAGGCGGAUAUUUUUACUUAUGUCGCUGAUUUUCUGUUACAAGUCAACGGUUCCACAGCGGCAGAUGAUAGUGACUGCGAGUUAGCUGCCGUUGCAGAAUAUACGAUGGCUGUCGGAGCAGCAGCUGGCGCGACAGUAGCAGUCGAUACCUACUCCUGGGGUCCAUCGCCAAAUACCACCGUGGCCGUCUGGUACACGACUUUGGCUAGCGUCUGCGCAACAUCCAAGACAUCAUCAGCUACAUCUGCUAUGAUCACCCCUCGAGCCGAGAUCGAGGCACGAGAAGAUGUCUCCACCACAACUAUGACAUCGAAAGAGUCAUAUACCAUCGUCAAUUGCCUCUCCUCGGGGCUAAUCAAUUGUCCCGUGAAUUUGCAAAACACCACCUCUUAUAAGCGGACCGUGACAUCGGACGUCACCGUUCAGUCGGGAUCUUCAGCGACGUUUCCUGUUAACACAUAUGCCUCUGUCACAAGCGUGAUUCCAUUUGGAACGAAUGUGCGGAGUCUGCUUGCCACAUCGGGAUCUCCCACAUCAUACAUUCCGACAUCCACAUCUAGCACAUCAGGAAACAGCAAAAGUGUUAUUGAUGGUACGACCGACGGAACUAGUAACAAGCUUAUCAUCGGGCUGAGUGUUGGCUUGGGAGUUCCAUUCCUCGCAGCAUUGGCCCUAGGACUUGGCUUAUAUUUCAUCAAGCGCAAGAAGUAUGCUCUUGUUGCUCCCCAAGCAGAGGCAAUCACCGAGUACUCUCCGUCUAUGUCUUACGAUUUUCCUAGCCCACCUGACACGCCUGGCAAUAUGAAAAAAAAGACUCGGGUAUUUACAACCGAGACUUAA
Molecule: messenger RNA, 1794 nt
Organism: Penicillium odoratum
Lineage: Eukaryota; Fungi; Ascomycota; Eurotiomycetes; Eurotiales; Aspergillaceae
Exons: 4
Coding region: 1-1794 (597 amino acids)
Source: RefSeq, a predicted model, not a curated record